UCGCGUUCUGCGUGCGCAGCUGCGGGGGGUGGGUCUUGAGCCCAGGUCCUGAGUGUAGGGAGAGGUGAGCUGUGCUGUUUGCAACAUGUUUCGUGCUGUUGACUCUGCGGAUGAGGAAGAGGAGCAGGCGGAAGAGGAUUGUCCUGAAUUGGUCCCCAUUGAGGCGAAGCAAAGAGAGGUGAAGGAGGAGAAGGAAAAGUCUGGCCCCGGCGCUAAGAUCCCAGUCACAAUUAUCACCGGGUAUUUAGGUGCUGGGAAGACAACACUUCUUAACUAUAUUUUGACGGAGCAACAUAGUAAAAGAAUAGCAGUGAUUUUAAAUGAAUUUGGGGAAGGAAGUGCAGUGGAGAAAUCCUUAGCUGUCAGCCAAGGUGGAGAACUCUAUGAAGAAUGGCUGGAACUUAGAAACGGUUGCCUCUGCUGUUCUGUAAAGGACAGUGGCCUUAGAGCUAUUGAGAAUUUGAUGAAGAAGAAAGGGAAAUUUGAUUACAUACUGUUAGAGACCACUGGAUUAGCAGAUCCUGGUGCUGUAGCUUCUAUGUUUUGGGUUGAUGCUGAAUUGGGGGUUGAUAUUUAUCUUGAUGGUAUCAUAACUGUUGUGGAUUCAAAAUAUGGAUUAAAACAUUUAGCAGAAGAAAAACCUGAUGGACUUAUCAAUGAAGCUUCUAGGCAAGUUGCUUUGGCAGAUAUCAUCAUCCUCAAUAAAACAGACUUGGUUUCAGAAGAGGAUUUAAACAAGUUAAGAACAACUAUUAGAUCAAUAAAUGGACUGGGAAAAAUUUUAGAAACACAGAGAUCAAGAGUUGACCUUGCAAAAGUAUUAGAUCUUCAUGCCUUUGACAGUCUCUCUGGAAUAAGUUUGCAGAGAAAACUUCAACAUGUGCCAACAACACAACCUCAUCUUGAUCAGAGUAUUAUUACAGUCACAUUUGAAGUACCAGGAAAUGCAGAGGAAGAAAGUCUAAAUGUGUAUAUUCAGAAUCUUCUGUGGGAAAAGAACGUGAGGAACAGGGAUGACGACUGCAUGGAGGUCAUACGACUGAAGGGGCUAGUGUCAAUCAAAGACAAACCGCAACAAGUGAUUGUCCAGGGUGUCCAUGAACUAUAUGAUCUGGAGGAGACACCAGUGAACUGGGAAGAUGACAGUGAGAGAACAAAUCGAUUGGUCCUUAUUGGCAGGAAUUUAGAUAAGGAUAUUCUUAAACAACUAUUUAUAGCUACUGUGACUGAAACAGAAAAGCGAUGGACAACACAUUUCCAAGAGGAUCAAGUCUGUCCAUAACACUAGAAGCAUCACCAAAAGGACUGGAUAAUAAAAACAGAUGAUUCGCAGACUUAUCUUUGGAGUUUACAUAUGCUGAAAUUCUUACCCAUGAAAAUUUUAAUAAUAAUGGUGGUAUCAUGUUGAUAUAUGCCGGAAACCAACACAAUACUGUAAAGCAAUUAUCCUCCAAUUAAAAAUAAUUUUUUUAAAAUGGUAAAACUUAGUCUUAUUUCAGCAUAAUUGUUUUCCCUUAGAACUUCACCUGAUUGCUUGGAUGUAAUUUUAUUGUUAAAAGGAAAUUUUUUAAAAAAUAGAUAAUGUCACUAUUUUUAUUAAGGGAAAUAAGAACUUUAUUGUGGUAGAUACUUGUAAGAAAUUACUCGUAAUUUCUGAGUCAAAGAAAUUAUUUGAGACUCUCUUAUUCUUAGAGUCAGAUUCUAAGCCUUACUAGUAGUCAGUGUAAUGGAACUUCAGCCACUCACUUUGCAAUAUAUUUCAAAGAUUUCAAUUAUAGAACUUUUAAUUUUAGAGUUGAUUUUACUGCUGGUAUUAAAUCCAUCUUGGGUUUUUUGAACUUCUUUAUUUUUCAGUGUAAACUAAAAAGUGACAGGGUACUUUAAAUGUAAUUACAGAGAACUUUUGAUAAUUUAACAAUCUUUAUAUAAAUAGUAGGUGUGUAAGUAAGUAUAUAUUGGAUUACUUUUCUCCUAUUCCUUCCGAAGGCCAGGUCAGCAUAACUAUAUUCAGAUAGGAAGAGAAAAGCAUGAGAUGAGAUUUAAAGAAGAGUAAUGGUUGUUAAAUAUCAGAAGACUGUAAAAAUGACUGAGCAUGUGCGUGCCCUGUUUCAGAACUUUCUGAUAAUCUUAGUGUCACAAAGAUCUUUCCUAUGUUUUCUUUUAAGAACUUAAUAAUUUUAGCUCCACGUUAAGUAUCACAAUCCAUCUCAAGUUAAUUGUUCUAUUGUUAUGUCUUGAAAAAACUUUUCCCCUUUGAAUAAGCUUUUUGCACCUUUGCUAAAAAUCACUUGUGUGUGUGUGUGUGUUUCUGUGGACAUUAUUUUGAUUCAGUGUCUUUUUUUUCCCCAUUGCACCAAAGGGAUGUAGAAUUUAUUUAAGUUAAAUACUUGAGUUCAAACAUGUUAUGAAUUAACAAAUUUAUUGAGAGGAGGAACAAAGAGAAACCUAUUAGGAAACAUUCAAAGGAGAAAGAAGAUGAAACUGGGUUAUUCCAUAACCAUUACCGUAUAUGACAUGAAGGUUUGGGAAAAGUACAAUGAAGUUCUCAAAAUGUAAAGCAAUUAUCUUCCCAUUAAA
Messenger RNA from Capra hircus (goat), 2577 nucleotides. It is a transcript of the gene ZNG1A, whose product is annotated as COBW domain-containing protein 1. Gene Ontology annotation, cellular component: cytoplasm. The record is from RefSeq and is a predicted model, not a curated record. Lineage: Eukaryota; Metazoa; Chordata; Mammalia; Artiodactyla; Bovidae. The coding region runs from base 86 to 1282 and encodes 398 amino acids. The transcript has 16 exons.